AUUAAAAAUAAUCAAAUCAAUAAUAAUAAAACAUUUUUUUCCCCAUUAUGAAGCCAUUUUCCAAAAUAAAACUUCCUGUCGUUGGGCGUGUCCUCCGAUGACGCGUUUUACGUCACAGACCCAAACCAAAACAUCAGUUGGCUGCACGACUCCAGCAACCUGUGGCUGUUCGCCACCGAGCAAACGGAUAUAAAAACUGCUGCUUUAUUAAUGUAACGCCAGUUUGAUAGACGUCAUCAGCUCUUCGCGGUCAAAGUGCUCAUCAAACAGCAGCUGCAGGUUUGUCCAUGUAGCGGUGAGACACUUUCUGUCCUGCCUGCUGGAUCUGAGCGUCAGGAUAGGGAAGCAAAGCGAGGAGGCAGCUGCCAGCGGUGCAGCGAGCCUGGUGGACAACAUGUCAGACAGUCCGGAGAAAAGCGCCUCGGUGUCGGCUCAGGAGCUGAAGGAGCAGGGAAACCGCCUGUUUCUGAACCGCAAGUACCUGGAGGCGGCUGCCUGCUACAGCAAAGCCAUAACCCACUGUCCCUCCGUCCCGGCGUACUACACCAACAGAGCGCUGUGCUACGUGAAGCUGCAGCAGUACGACAAAGCUCUGGCGGACUGCAGACACGCCCUGGAGCUGGACAGCCAAUCGGUGAAGGCUCACUUCUUCAUGGGCCAGUGUCACCUGGAGAUGGAGAACUACGACGAAGCCAUCGGCAACCUGCAGAAAGCUUAUAACCUGGCGAAAGAGCAGCGUCUGAACUUCGGCGACGACAUCCCCAGCGCUCUGCGGAUAGCGAAGAAGAAACGCUGGAGCAGCCUGGAGGAGAGGAGGAUCAACCAGGAGAGCGAGCUGCACGCCUACCUCACCAAGCUCAUCCUCGCUGAGAAGAAGAGGGAACUGGAGGGCUGCAGACAGAGACAAGACGACAAAUCUGGCGACGGCAGAAUUCAACACAAUCUGAACAAGCAUGACAAGUAUCUGUCGGACAUGGAGGAGCUGUUCUGUCAGGUGGACGAGAAGAGGAAGAAGCGUGAGAUCCCAGACUUCCUGUGUGGAAAGAUCAGCUUUGAGUUGAUGAGGGAGCCGUGCAUCACUCCCAGCGGAGUCACUUACGACCGGAAAGACAUCGAGGAGCAUCUGCAGCGAGUCGGACAUUUUGACCCGGUGACGCGCACGCCGCUGACCCAAGAUCAGUUGAUCCCCAACCUGGCCAUGAAGGAAGUCAUUGAUGCUUUUAUUUUGGAGAAUGGAUGGGUGGAGGACUACUGACCAAUGCGAUGGAAGGGAAUUUUAUUUUGAUAGUUCAUGCUCAGAGGGGCUGAUGCUCCGUCUUUGCUUUAAGUUUUAAGCUUUUAAUUUGUUUAAUGAUCAGCUGGAAAUUCACCGAACAGACAAACACGUUAUUUUACUGCUCUGUUAUUUUCUGAAUCAUUUCCUGGAGAGAAAUAUGUCAUUUUCCAUUAAUUAUUCCAGGGGAAAGAUCAUUUUCAGUUAGUUCAUCAGGCUCUAAUCAAAUCUAAUUCAAUAUUAAAGGUCCCGUAUAGUAUAAAGUGAGAUUUCCAUGAAGCACCUUGCAAAGAGUUACCCAGCUUUUAUAUAUGUGGCACUUUAUUUCAAAACAGAAACGACAAAAUGCUUAAAGGAAUAAGAAACAGAAGAAGGGAAUGGAAAACAAAAAAAAGAAAGAAAGAAAAAAAGUAAUAAAAUAAAGACCCAAAGAAGAAAAUAGAUUUUAAACGUUUAAACAGUAGAAACAGAGACGCAGCCUCGGCUCGUUUCUGUCUCGGCCCAUUGGUUCCAGUUUGCAGCUGUUUACUGGGACCAGUCCGAGCGCCGCACCACGAGCUGAACCUUCAUUCUUACAUUACAGUACGUGCUUGUGUCUGUGCUGUGCUCAUAUUUAUCUUAUUAAAUCUGUUUUCCCGCCUUUCCCACUGUUUUUUGGGGGAAUUACUGCAACAGCUGCAGACAGAUGUUCACUGACACUUUAACAGCUGAUUCAUCUACAAUGUCAGUUUGAUCCGCUGCUGUUACUACGGAAACCCGGAGAGACAAGUUAUUUUUUCAUUUUUUUUAUUAAGGUUUUUUUUUUUUUUUUUUUUAAAUGUGUUUGUUUUUGUAAUUCUCAUUUGAGCCACUAGAGGCUGAUGUGCCCCACUGCCCCGGUCCAAAAGAAAUCUCUUUUCUUCCCCAGGUGAUUUUUAAUUUCUCCAUGAACUCUAAACACAACGUACAUAUAUGUCAUAUGUAUCUUGUGUUAUUUAAAAUUACUGUCAUGUUUUUCUUUUGGAUAGAAAUGUAUUUUAAUUGACAAAGUCUUUCCGUAUGAAGAGUAUAAAGAGCUUUGAAGUCCAUGUAAUGAUGAGGUCACAGUGUGGACUUUCACCCAGGAGACGGGGGUUUGAAUCCUGUUUUAUUUACUCACUUAUUUAUUUUAUUAUUUUCUGAUAAUUAAAAAGAAAUCACUUGUCCUUCAGGGCUUCCGUAUAUUUGAUCCCUGUCAGAUCAAAGUAAUAGUACUGAUGAUCUGAGAAUCAACUGCUGACUACAAUCAGAUUACUCUCUUCAAUGAAUCAGAUUAGAUAUUAAAGCUGCUUCUCUGGUGUCUGAACAUUUCAAGUGUAAAUGUUGUGUUUGCUGGCAAACUGAAAAAUUGGAAACUGUGACGUCCUGUCAGAGAGUGUGUGUCUGGAUGAAGUCAGUCGGUGGAAGGAACUGUUUUUGUUUUCUACACUGAUGUUACUUAAAGACUCUUUUCUUUUUUAAUAAGCAGACUGACGCUAAAACUACAUUUGUGAUUUUUUUUACUUACUUUUCUUGAUUGUGAAAUCUUUUUUUAAUUGCUUGUUUUCAGGACUUUGUGUAGCUUUGUGUAUCUGUCAUCUUGUAUCAGUGUCACAUACUGGAAACUGAAAUCAAACUGAAGCCUGAUAAUGUGUUUUCAUGUAUUUUAGCCAUUAAACCGGCUGUUGAAACGUU
Molecule: messenger RNA, 2965 nt
Organism: Seriola aureovittata
Lineage: Eukaryota; Metazoa; Chordata; Actinopteri; Carangiformes; Carangidae
Product: E3 ubiquitin-protein ligase CHIP-like
Exons: 8
Coding region: 395-1255 (286 amino acids)
Biological process (GO): protein quality control for misfolded or incompletely synthesized proteins; cellular response to misfolded protein; positive regulation of proteolysis
Cellular component (GO): cytoplasm; Z disc
Molecular function (GO): ubiquitin protein ligase activity; protein-folding chaperone binding
Source: RefSeq, a predicted model, not a curated record